CCUGCCUUUCACCUCCGUCCAUCUACCUUGUGCCGCCUCUCUGGGUCGCAGCGUUGCUAGCCUGCCACUGCCUGGUCCAGGAUCUAGGCGUAGAGGGGAGCACCGCUUGUUGCUCACCUUUGAAUGGUUCCAGCUGAGCUGGAAACCGCCGCAUGUCACUUUCCUUACCUCUUCGCACCUUGCUUGACAUGAAAUCUGCGCUUACCUGAGGCCAAGCAUGAGACCUCCAAGCUAAAGGUAUAGCCGGGCGCUUGUUGGUACCGCAAACAAACGUACCUUCUUCCUACAUUGCUUGUCAUCGCACUACCUCACCCAGGGUAGGACAUUUUCCACUUCACAAGUUCCCAGGUUCCAAUAAAGGACAUUGAAAACGGGCCCAUGAUGAUCGCUAGAGCUGCCGAGGAGCUUUGCGCAUUCAAUUAAAUUGACUUUCGUCUCCCUGCGAUCGUGGAUCUUCGAAACACGGCGAUAGAACAUCCCGACAAAGCAACACCAACCUGGUCUUCUUGUGUACCUUACCGCCGAUUCACUGCCUGGUAGCCACCUUUCUGCCAUCCAAACUUUACCCGGAGGGCCACAUCACAGAACAACCUCUUUAUUCACUUCUGUCAAUAGUCUCAUGGGCAGCCUGUGCUCAAACAUUGAAAAGGACGAUGCACCUGGCGAGAAGGAUGGUCAGGCUAGUAGGGACAUCAAUGCGAAGACCAUCACACGACUCUCUUCCAAGAGGCUGCGGAAGCUUCGACAUCAACGUCAUCACGCUCAUCACCAAAGACACCAAGCAGACAUGGACAAGGCCCAGAAUAUGAUCGAAGCUCACGACGUAGUCAUCGAUAACAUCUUCAAGAUGCGGAAAACCGCCCUCGAUAAGAUCGACGCCAGAAAAAUAGAUGGACCUGACGAGUACUUCGACCAAAGAAAGGAAAUUUUGGACCGCGAGAGUACACUAUCCUUUGAUUUCAGAGCAAAGACGCUGGCAUCAGAGAAGGAGCAGGAAGCCAACGCCAUCAUUCAGCAACUCAAGGUCGAGGACCAUAAGGACGUGUAUAAACCGGCUCCAAAACGGCAAGGGUGGGGUGGUCAGGAACAUGCGCGGUUUGCUGCUGAUCAUUUCCUAUCCAACGUCGAUUUGAUCAACAAAACGAGCCUAUUCCGAGUUGCCGUCAAGAUGCCAAAGGGAGCACACCUUCAUAUUCAUUUCAACGCUUGCUUACAGCCUCAUGUGUUGCUGGGCAUUGCCGAAACCAUGCCCCGCAUGUUCAUCAAAAGCGAUCUGUCGUUGGCGCCGAGCGCGGCAAAGACUAACCUUCACCGUUGUGAAAUCCAGUUUUCCAUCUUGCCGCUCGAUCAGGAAGAGGCAGUUAAGGGAAAUCUUUUCAAGCCCGACUAUCAUCACAAACAGAUGAUGAAAUACUCGGAGUUUAUCAAAGAGUUUCCCAAGCAUUACAACGGCAUGCAGGCCGAGGAGUGGCUCACAAGCAAACUUGUCUUUCACGAAGAUGAAGCACAUAACGCGCUUCAGACAGUUCAGGGAGCAUGGGAGAAGUUCAACGGCCGGACCCGCAUGAUGAAGGGGCUCUUCAACUAUGAGAGCGCCUACCGGAAAUACACACGGGGCAUUCUUGAAGAUUUCGUCCGCGACAACAUUCAGUAUGCCGAGAUUCGGCCUAAUUUCAUGCAAACUAAUCAACUCUGGACUGAUGACGGUACGAGGCAAAUCAACAAUAGGGGUAUCAUGAAAAUCAUCAUGGAAGAAUACGACAGGUUUCAGAAGGAGACCAAAGACUACUUUGGCGGGCUGAAGGUCAUCUACUGCACCCCUAGGUCUUUUGAUGAAGACACGGUGGAAAAUGCACUCAACGAGUGUUUCGAAUUCAAGAAGGAAUGGCCCCAAUGGAUCGCUGGAUUUGAUCUGGUUGGCGAAGAAUCAAAAGGCCACCCUCUGCGAUAUUUCGUCAAAAAAUUUCUCGCCUUCAGGAAGAGAUGUGAGGAAUCUAAGCCUAAAGUUGAUAUUCCGUUUCUCUUUCAUUGUGGAGAGACGACAGACAUUGGCAACGACACGGACGGCAAUCUUGUGGAUGCGCUCUUGCUCAACUCAAAGCGCAUCGGCCACGGAUUUGCUCUGGCCAGGCACCCCUAUAUCAUGGAGCACAUGAAGAAAAGGGGUAUCUGCCUUGAGGUGUGCCCAAUCUCUAACGAGGAGCUUGGUCUCACGCCCCGGAUUACGGGCCACUCAAUGUACAAUUUGCUCGCCAACAACGUACACUGCACAUUAAACUCAGAUAACGGAACGAUAUUCAGAUCAACUCUUUCACAUGACUUCUAUCAAGCGAUGGUGGGUAAGACAGACAUGACUUUGCACGGCUGGCGACAGCUCAUUGAGUGGAGUCUAGAGCACUCUUGCAUGUCAAAAGAUGAGCUCGCGAGCGUGCGCACGGAAUGGGAGAAGCGUUGGGAUGUAUUCUUGGACUGGAUCAUUGAAGAGUUUAAGGAUUUGCCGUUAAAGGUUUCAGAGUAGAGAGCAACCGACAUGCCCGGCUUUUCCUUGGUCUGUUCUGGAAAUACCAUGGGACAGAUGCGGGAAAGUUUUUUUUCAUUAGAAGAUUUAACGAUGAAUGUAUUUAUGAAGAUCAAAAAAGCACUGCCAGA
Molecule: messenger RNA, 2649 nt
Organism: Colletotrichum scovillei
Lineage: Eukaryota; Fungi; Ascomycota; Sordariomycetes; Glomerellales; Glomerellaceae
Product: adenosine/AMP deaminase
Exons: 3
Coding region: 620-2518 (632 amino acids)
Biological process (GO): inosine biosynthetic process; adenosine catabolic process
Molecular function (GO): adenosine deaminase activity
Source: RefSeq, a predicted model, not a curated record